Messenger RNA from Lottia gigantea (owl limpet), 1278 nucleotides. RefSeq lists its product as hypothetical. Bases 1 to 1278 code for a protein of 425 amino acids. The transcript is spliced from 5 exons. Lineage: Eukaryota; Metazoa; Mollusca; Gastropoda; Lottiidae. The record is from RefSeq and is a predicted model, not a curated record.
AUGAAAUUAGUCCGCUGUAACAGACACUUAUAUCAUUGUACAUUUCCAGAAUGUGGAACAUCAUCUACCAUUGGUAAGAUCUCUGGACUAAUAAAAUCACAUAAAGGAUUUGGUACUACAUUGUAUCCUAACAAACUGAACUGUACAUGGAACAUUCAACCACCAACAGCUUAUAAAGUCAAACUCAAGUUUCUUGUUUUUGACCUGGAAAAUUCUACCAGUUGCUCUAAAGAUAACUUAAUGAUCUCAGAUGGUCGAAAAAGACAAGACUUUUGUGGACCAGCUGUACCAAUUGCUAUAACAACAUUAAGUAACGUCCAGUUGACAUUCACCACAGAUGAAAAUACAGAGAGUCUUGGCUUUCUGAUCAAAUAUACAUAUUUCCGUGAGCCAAAAGGGUGUCACUAUGAUUAUCUUUCUCUUCAUGACGUGGUGACAAAUCAACCUAUUGGUAAGUAUACAUCAAGUAUUCAUCAUGGUUUUCUAUAUAGAGUACGUAUUAGUACAUGUAGCGGAAAUACUGCUUGUGGGUCCGUGCUUUAUCUCAAUGCCUCAACAGGCUCUAUUACACUACCUCAUCAACUAAACGGUGAAUACUUCCCAAACUUGAACUGUCAAUGGUUACUUGUAGGCGAACCAGGGGCCAAUAUUAUUGUCAAUUUUGAAUCGUUUCAUUUAGAGACGUCAACAGACUGUAAGAAAGAUUACCUAACCUUCUAUGAUGGUGAUAGCGAAGUAUCGAGAAUGGUAGCUACGUUUUGUGGUAAAGAUUUACCAGCUAGUGUUAUAGCUACAGCCAAUAAAAUGUUCAUUAAGUUUCAUUCCGAUCAGAGUAUUGAAGGGAAAGGCAUCAUAUUGCAGUAUCUUCAAAUGACACCAGAUGUUGUGGAGCUUAAAUCUGAAUCAGGGAUUCUGACUUCUAUUGGUUUUACUGGAUAUACCAACUACAGUCCGAAUCUGAAAUGUCAGUGGCAGAUCACAACGACACCAGGCAAAGUCCUGCGGCUGAUAUUCGCAGACUUUGAAACAGAAUACGAAGAGAGCUGUCAAUAUGAUCAUGUAGAAUUCUGGGAUGGUUCUUCAGGAAAUAGAACAAUACUAGGAAAAUACUGUGGAAUUAGACUACCGAGAGAUAUUACGACUCAUUCUAAUACAGUGUAUGUAAAAUUUGUGUCUGAUGGAGCUGUUAGUGGUAUUGGAUUCAAUCUAACAUACCAUACCAUGGAAAACAUUGGUAAUCUAUUUCAUGUUCGUAUAUCAAUCAACUACUGUCAUUGA